Molecule: messenger RNA, 375 nt
Organism: Adineta ricciae
Lineage: Eukaryota; Metazoa; Rotifera; Eurotatoria; Adinetida; Adinetidae
Source: the annotation of a GenBank genome assembly
AUGACUAAAGAACCAUCUGUUUCUAUCUUUAAUGCAACAAUAAGAUAUUAUAUAGAGUGUGUCCAACGUCUUCAACCUGCCUAUCGUUCAACUUUAAUCAGUUAUACACAUUCUUUGGAUAAUUACAAGCUCGCAAGUACGAACAAUCAAUUACAUAUUGCUAACGCGUUAAACAGUAUUGGAGGCGUGUAUGAUAACCGUGUUCUUACACUGAAAUAUUUUCGUGAAGCGCUUGCGAUUGCGACGCAUUUUACACCUUCCCAUCAUCAAGAUCUGAUGGUUUCUCACACAAGAGCUUUACUUGCUCCAUUGCAUAUGGUUAAAUAUAUUGAUCUCCUACGCAUAGCAGAGAUAGCACUGGAUGUCGGCAAAUGA